UUGAAGGAGGCUGAGUUUGGGGAAAGUAUCGACGUUCCCGCUUGUCAAUCGGAACCAAGGGGAGCGUAAUUACUUGGAAGACUGGCUGUUCAAACAGUUUUGGUUAACUCUAUGCCUACUUUUGGACCGGUAUCAGUUAUGGAUGUCAAUGUUGAGGAGUAUCACCAUUCUGUUUUAGGAAGAAAUUCGUCUUGGAGAUAAACCUCAGUGUACGUCGAACUUGGCGAUUGUAUCGCUGCUGAAUGUGGCUUUCGUUCCUGCUUUGAAAACGAAAACGUGGGGUUGUCCCUACUCGGGAGGUGUUUACAUACUGUGUAAACAUUUAUACCGGCGAAUAUAAAUGUAAUAUUGUUGUUUGGCGCUCAACUUUCGGCACAUUUUCCAACUCGACAAGGGAAUUCCAGGGGAGUUUGUGCCCUCAAGUGUCGCUGUUGGGAACCACUCUGAGUGGACCGCCGAGAGAGGGAGGAGUGACGGUCUGCUGCUGAAAUUUGCACCACAGACGUCUCCACAAAUCAGAAAAAUAGGGAGAAGAUGAGUGGAGGAGAGGUGGUGCAUUCAGGGUGGUUGAGAAAGUCUCCUCCAGAGAAAAAGUUGAGACGUUAUGCAUGGAAAAAGCGGUGGUUUGUGCUUCGGAGUGGGCGACUGUCCGGGGACCCGGACGUUCUGGAGUACUACAAGAAUGAUCACGCCAAGAAGCCCAUCCGCGUGAUCGACCUGAACCUGUGUGAGCAGGUGGACGCGGGGCUCACCUUUCACAAGAAGGACCUGGAGCACAGUUUCAUCUUUGACAUCAAGACCAUCGACAGGGUCUUCUACCUGGUGGCGGACACCGAGGAGGACAUGAACAAGUGGGUGCGCUGCAUCUGUGACAUCUGCGGCUUCAACCCCACGGACUCCGAUGAUCCGGCCAAGGUGGUGCAGCAGUCGGGCGGUGCAGGUGUGGACAUGCAAUUUGGAUCCUCGAUGGGUCUCGGACCGCUUGCUCAUUCGGCCCUCACCUCUGUGCCUCCUCCUUACCAGCCGGUCAGUGUGAGCCACCUCGACUCCUCCUCCAGCCUCGAUGAACCACAGGACUACCUCUGGCUGGUGAACUGCGAGAGCAAGAAGCCAGAGACUGGCAGCUCACUGAACCCCACACCUCCUCCUCCUCCCCUGCCUCUUCCCCCCUCCUCGCCUGAGGGGGACCAGGAGUAUCUGCUCCUGGAGGAGUGUGAGAGCAGGAGCUCUCUCCACACCAGUCAGUCUCAUGGUGACUGCUCCAAGUCCACAUCCUCUGAGCCUGAUUGCAAUGACAACCUUCCGCUGCACCGCACCCCUCCGACCGCUUGCUCGUCAGCCAAGCACGCACCUGUGAACGGCUUUUUCUCCUCGCAUCCUCCCUCCGCGUCUUCGGCAGCCGCCUUGUACGACUCCCCGCCCUCACGCCACGGCCCCCCAUCCCUGCCCCCCACAGACCCCAGCGGCCUCUACCAACUCCCCCGGAGUCGGUCGCAGGACACGGUAAUGCCCGUUCCAGCUCGAUCCGCGUCGGAGGGGGAGGCCGGCGAGCUGUACGUUUUUCCCACACAGGGCCGCAAGCCGUCACUGGAGGCCCAGAUGCGCAACAUGACGUGCUACGACAUCCCACCCACCCCCGGCAGUGGCUGCUCCGCGUUCCCCUGGAGCUGUGCUGAGCGGGUAACGGCUGUGGAGCCCCUUGUGGGUGGUGGUGAGGUCGUGCCCCCUCCCCGGCCACCCAAACCCUCUCUCUCGUCGUCCAUGGCUACAAUGCCUGCUGGCGGACCACCAGAACGGUCGCCCACGGACACCUACGCUGUGCCACGCUCCAUCUCGGAAACGGAUGGGAACUACUGUGUGCCAACUAGUGCGGGACACAAAGCACUUCGCAGCAACACUAUCGGUCCUAUGGAUUCAACACGUCUACGCAAAGACUGUGGAUCCCAGGACUGCUACGACAUCCCAAGACCAUUUGCAUCAGACAAGAGUGGCUCAUGUGAUUUCAACGAAAGUCUACAUACAUACUUUAAAAGCCAUGGCAUGAUGCCUGUUACAAGUGCCUCCACGGAGGAGUUGGAUGAAAACUACGUACCCAUGAGUGCCAACUCGCCCUCCCAUCGACGCUCGGGCAGCUUGUCAGAGCUCAUCCAGGAACCCAACUAUGUGCCUAUGACCCCAGGCACAGUGGAGUUCUCGUCUCUGGGCAAACAGGUACCUCCGCCAGCCCACAUGGGCUUCCGGUCCAGCCCUAAGACACCGCCACGGAGACAAAUGCCCCUGAAUGAUCCUCCUCCUGUUGACCGGCAGCCACCACCUGUGGACCGUAACCUUAAACCCGACCGCAAAGGUCAGAGCCCUAAGGUAUUAAGAGCUAAGCCAGUCGGUCUUGAGCGAACUGACUCUCAGACCAUAGGUGAAUUCCCAAGACGACGCAAGGCUAAACCAGCCCCUCUGGAGAUUAAACCCUUGCCAGAGAUGGAGGAGUUUCAAGCCCCUGUCCGCUCACCGGUCACUAGGUCUUUCACCAGGGAUCUCUCCAGGUAUCAUCCCAUAGCUCCAAGACCCCCAUCGGUGCAAAGCACUGGCUCCGAUUCCGAUUCCGAGGAGAGUGAUGAGAAUUAUGUACCCAUGCAAACAUCUAGUGCAGACGACCCAGGUUUAAAAUUGAGUGGCCAAAUGAAUGCUGAUGGUGGCAGUAGCCCCAUGGUGUCGCUGAAGGGAGAUAAGCAGGUGGAGUACCUGGAUCUGGACCUGGACCCCGGCAAAUCCACACCUCCAAGGAAGAAAAAGAGCAACGGGACGGGAGCAGCUGUGUCAGACGAGCGCGUGGACUAUGUGGUUGUGGACCAGCAACGGACACUGGCACUCAAGAGCACACGAGAGGCAUGGACCGAUGGCAGACAGUCCACUGAAACAGACACACCGACCAAAGGACCCAAAUAAGCACUUGGCACCUCCACACACAAUCGCCUCAACUCCCCCUCUCAGCCUUCGUUUUCUAUUCCUCCUCCUUCUCCUCCUCCUCCUCCUCCUCCUCCUCCUCCUCCUCCUCCUCCUUCUUUCCUGGCCUUGGAAGCUUCGGAGUGUCAUGGACUUGAAUGCAACUGUUGUCUGUUGCGGUAGAAUCCCUUCCUUCUCCUCCAUUAUGGACAAAAAAAGAGAAAACGGAGACGUAGAGCAUGUUAGUGCCCUGUACAAUAGACUUGUACCCCUUUUUGAGGUUUGAGGCCUGUAGUUUACAUUGCCACUUGUCUGGAGACUGAGCAUGACCUCUAAAGGAUUUGGCGGCAUCCCUGCUUUGUGUUGCUCCACGGGGAGGCUAGUGAGUGGGGAUCUGUGAUUCUGUCUUUUAAAGGGCAACAGGGACCUGAGGGGACUCGGUGGAUCCAAAGGCCUUAAGAACACUUACGCUGGAACCAGUUUAUAUAGUGAAAGAUGUUUUCCUCUUGACAGAUUUCAGUUUUUUAUUAUCUUGCCAAAUGUGACAGCGUGAAUGCCACUGCCAUUGUCCAGAUGCAAAUUGUUAAAAGUGUCACGCACGCACGCACGCACGCACACACACACACACACACACACACAUACACAAACAGGACUGUCCAUACCUUGUGUUCUAAAUGCUUUGCCAUAUUGAAACAUUCUGUAGGUGUACUACCUGAAUUAUAUCAGUAGAAAAACUUUCAACUUCAUGCUAGGUGCAUUCCAAGAAAUAUCCUGAGAAGCUAAUUCUGUACCAAACAAUGACUUCAGAUUUUUAAAAAUGAUUUCUUAACCCUUGGUUUUUUUUUUUUUUUUUUUUUUCCUCGCUUGUUCGUCCAUACAAUGUUUCAAUUCAAACUCCAAUCCACUAAUAAGGCUGUCAUUUCAUUUAGCCCUUUGAUCAGGGCACAAACACAUGAAGACCUGAAGUGGACAAAACCUGGGUGAAGUCAGCUUGACUUAUUAUGGCUUAUUGAAAGCAACAUUAACAUCAUUUCUCUUAUUUGUAAAUCUGAAGGAAUCCCUGCUACAGAUUCACACAGCUGAAAUGCUUCUUCUACUUGGCAGUGGGACAGAAUGCAGAUGGACAGAAUGAUUGCAUUUCUGCAUUUUGUUAUGGUGUGUUUAUUUUUAUUUUUUCAAAAGUGCCCUUGUACUUGUGUUUAUAUCCAGGAUGUUAAAGCUUUUGUGUAGAUUGUUCUGGAUAGAUGUCUGGACCUUUUUGGAGAUGGCUAUCAAGGAACUACACAAGGAUGUAGGUGUGACAUGAGAUUUUGGAAUCAAUAACUGUGACUGCUACUAUUGGAAGCUGCCGCUUUCUGAUAGCUAUGGAAGGUAUCAUACUAAAGAAUAUAAUAAAGAAGUCAGGUACUCAUUUAAUUACUUAACACAGCUAUCCAUUUCUAAUUUAUUUUUUUGUGUUUUCAUCACUUGAUUGAUCUUUUCCUCAUGAUGCGUAUCGCUUUAUAGUGUUUUGUCGUUAAUUUGCAAAAGAUGAUUAUAAAGUAUAGACACUUGAUCAAAUGCUUUUCCAAGAUGCCUUUUUCCCAACACCGUUGUAAGUUGCUCCCACUUUUGUCAUACUUGCUUACAGAUUUAUUUUCUUGCUAUGUCGGAUAAGUUAUUUCACAUGGAUUUCCCACCACUUGCUGAAGACUAAUUGCCUUAUCGAGUGUAUUUGUAUGUUGUAAAUAAGAAUGAUUAUGGUAUUUCAACGUCAUUAUUUCUAACUGUUGGUUUUAUUAACUUUCCACUCUUACGAAGCCCAGUGGUGGGAGUUGCAGAUUAAAUUCUGUGCUCUUUAGGGCUCUGCUGUAAAUAUUGGUGCUUACAUUUUCAAGCAUGUUCUCACUGAAUAAAGUUUAACACACUGAUGCUUA
Messenger RNA from Engraulis encrasicolus (European anchovy), 4856 nucleotides. It is a transcript of the gene gab1, whose product is annotated as GRB2-associated binding protein 1. Gene Ontology annotation, cellular component: cytoplasm. The record is from RefSeq and is a predicted model, not a curated record. Gene Ontology annotation, molecular function: signaling adaptor activity. The transcript has 13 exons. The coding region runs from base 535 to 2943 and encodes 802 amino acids. Gene Ontology annotation, biological process: signal transduction. Lineage: Eukaryota; Metazoa; Chordata; Actinopteri; Clupeiformes; Engraulidae.